AUGAACUAUGAAAAAAAAAGAGAAUACUAUGUUACUAGCGUGAUUACUUACAGUCAUUUGUACAUAACUAUUAAUAAAGCUGUGGCCUACAGACUCAUUAAGGAUGAUCUUGCUUUGGACGGAAAUCCUGCUUUGAACUUGGCUACUUUUGUGACAACCUACAUGGAAGACGAAGCUGAGAAGUUGAUGGCCGAGAACUUGUCCAAGAACUUCAUCGAUUACGAAGAAUACCCUCAGAGUGCUGAACUUUGCAACCGUUGCGUAAACAUGAUUGCCCGUUUAUUCAAUGCUCCUAUGGACAACCCUUGUUUUGAAUCUCUCGGUUGUUCUACCGUUGGUUCUUCAGAAGCCAUCAUCUUGGCUACUCUUGCCAUGAAGAGAAAGUGGCAACUCAGUCGCAAGGCCAAGGGUCUUUCUACCGAGAACCCAAAUAUCGUCAUGGGAGCCAAUUGCCAAGUAGCGUGGCACAAGGCUGUUAGAUAUUUGGAGAUUGAGGGUCGCGAAGUUGAGUGUACCGCUGACUUGCUCUACAUGGACCCCCAGAAGGCUGUGGAUCUAGUAGAUGAGAACACCAUUGGUGUCUGUGCCAUUCUUGGAUCUACUUACACUGGUCACUACGAAGAUGUUAAGGCCAUCAACACUCUUUUGGAAGAGAAGUGCGAGGAAAAUGGCUGGGACGUUGGAAUCCACGUUGAUGCUGCCAGUGGUGGCUUUGUUGCUCCUUUCGUCGUCCCUGAGCUUGAAUGGGACUUCCGUCUGAGCCGCGUUGUCUCUAUUAACGUCUCGGGUCACAAGUAUGGUCUGACCUACGCAGGUGUAGGAUGGGCCAUCUGGAGAAGUCCCGAGUACCUUCCCAAGGAUUUGAUUUUCAACAUCAACUAUCUCGGAAGUGACCAGGCCUCCUUUACUGUUAACUUUAGUAAGGGUGCUGCUCACGUCAUUGCCCAGUACUACGUUCUUAUUCGCUUGGGUCGUCGUGGAUUCCAAAAGAUUAUGAGCAAUUUGACUGACACUGCCGAUCAUCUCGCUGAGCGACUCAAGGCAACUGGUCACUUUGAGAUUCUUAGUGAGGGUGGUGGAAGAGGUCUUCCUCUCGUCGCUUUCCGUCUCAGCACUCCCCAUCACUAUGACGAGUUUGAUAUCGCAAGACGUCUGCGCCAGCGUGGAUGGAUUGUCCCCGCUUACACCAUGGCUCACGAAUUAGAGCACAUGAAGCUGUUACGCGUUGUAGUUCGUGAGGACUUUUCUCGUUCUCGUUGCGAACUUCUUGCAAGAGAUGUUGUUUCUGUCCUGAAAACAUUGGAUCUCCUUGAUGAAAAGUCUAUUGAAGCACACCGGUGA
Molecule: messenger RNA, 1341 nt
Organism: Phycomyces blakesleeanus NRRL 1555(-)
Lineage: Eukaryota; Fungi; Mucoromycota; Mucoromycetes; Mucorales; Phycomycetaceae
Exons: 9
Coding region: 1-1341 (446 amino acids)
Biological process (GO): L-glutamate catabolic process
Cellular component (GO): cytosol
Molecular function (GO): pyridoxal phosphate binding; glutamate decarboxylase activity
Source: RefSeq, a predicted model, not a curated record